AGUCAGUUCGACAGAGCGACAGAGGCAGGAGGGGACGGUGUCCUGACAGACCAGAGCACCCACUCUGCUCUGACCACCAGAGUCCCGGUGUCCGUCGGGCUGCAGACUACAGGGUCUGAUGGAGCAGACAGAGAGUCUGAUGAGGGGCAGACUGGGGGACAUCUGUGAGAGGAGACAGAGGUACGAGGACGCGGCUACAGCAUCCAUGGUGACCACCAAACACAUCUACAAUAUCAACCGCAAGGCCAUCGUCAAGACACACAUGUCUGAGCUGAGGUACGUGGAGUUUGCUGAGGGCUUGGCCAUGAACCUGACAUCGCUAAGGAAACGGUCGGCUGCGUUGCUACGGAAACUGAAGGAGCAGCGAAGCCACGUCCAGAAACAGCUAGAGGACAUGUACCGGCAAGAGGUGGAAGUUGAGAUCAAACUGCGCUCCUGUCAAGGAUCAUGCAACAGGUCCAUCGCUUUCCGUAUCGACCACGACAGCUACAGAUCGCUAGCCAAUCAGAUGGCCCUGUUCAGUAACACCGCCAAGCAUCGGAAGAGCUCUCCUCUUAAUAAGGACAUCGCCAAGAUCAAACUACAGCCGGUGACUGUCGGUCCCCUGCCGUCGACCGCCUAUAAAACCAUCCCCAUGGUACAGAAGGAACUCCUGACUCAGUUUGAGGAUCUAGAACAGAAUCAUGUGGUUCUAGAAGAGGUUCUAGAAGAAACGGAAUGCCUGGGUCCUGAAAGGGAGAAGCAGGCGUUCUAGAAUGUAAAUAAUAAACUCAGAUAAAGAUGUCUGCCUCUCUGUGAUAUCUUGGUUCGGUUCUGGUUUUUAUUUACUUCUAAUAAAGGACUGCUGUUUUAAUUGACAUAAACUAUCAUUAUAUAGAGUCAUAGCCACGGGAAGUAGGGGUGUUGAGGAUGCCUCACUGGGGUUCUACUCCUGAGUGGCGCAGGGGUCUAAGACACUGCAUCUCAGUGCAAGAGGCUUCACUGCAGAAACACUUGUUCGAAUCCAGGCUGCAUCACGUCUGGCUGUGAUUGGGUGUCCCAUAGGGACAAUCGGCCCAGCGUUGUCCAGGGUAG
Messenger RNA from Oncorhynchus nerka (sockeye salmon), 1074 nucleotides. Its product is annotated as fibrinogen alpha chain. The coding region runs from base 119 to 754 and encodes 211 amino acids. The transcript has 5 exons. The record is from RefSeq and is a predicted model, not a curated record. Gene Ontology annotation, biological process: blood coagulation. NCBI's taxonomy places the organism in Eukaryota, Metazoa, Chordata, Actinopteri, Salmoniformes, Salmonidae.